Molecule: messenger RNA, 4573 nt
Organism: Zingiber officinale
Lineage: Eukaryota; Viridiplantae; Streptophyta; Magnoliopsida; Zingiberales; Zingiberaceae
Product: kinesin-like protein KIN-14L
Exons: 23
Coding region: 395-4276 (1293 amino acids)
Biological process (GO): microtubule-based movement
Molecular function (GO): microtubule motor activity; microtubule binding; ATP binding
Source: RefSeq, a predicted model, not a curated record
GCAAGUCUACAGCCACAUCUGAUUCACCUUUUUGUCUCGUCCUUCUCGUUCCUUUUCUCUGACCCCAUUCAUGGCGAAAGCUAUCGCCGUGAGUUCGUACCUUUUUUUCAAGCCCUAAUUUGGAUUCAAUGCAAGCCCAAAUGGACGCGGACCCAACUCAAUCCCGUUUCUGAGCCAAUAAAAAAAAGUUAUGGCAGCGACUGCCCCUCGUUUCAUCGUCUCACGACUUCCAUGAUGAACAGAUAGAUAGGCCUCGCUUGCUUUCCCGGCUAUCCUUCCUAUUCCACUCUCGUCUCUUUCCAAACCCCACCUUUUUGCAAUUCUAUCCUCUUGUUUUUCUCAGCGGUUUGCAUCUAGGGUUUGUUUUUUCUUCAAGGGAAUAGGUGCGGUGGCAAUGGCGGAGCCGAAGAACCGGUGGACGUGGGAUUUGCCGGGCUUCGAGCCGAGAAGGUCGGCCGACGUCGGCGAGGACCGGGGCUCCCGACCCCUGGUCCGACCAUUGUCGGUUUCGCAGCCUUCGCAGCCGUCUCUAACUCCCCGCCCAGACUCCUCGAAAAAGUCGAUUGCCGUUCGGCUCCAGAAGCUGGAAAAACAAGUAAAGCACACAAGAGAUUACUACUUGGAACUGAGGCAGGAAGCCACUGAUCUAAAAGAGUACUCUCAUGCCAAACUUGAUCGAGUUACACGCUAUCUUGGUGUACUUGCAGACAGGGCUAGGAAAUUAGAUCAAGCUUCUCUUGAAAGUGAGGCUAGAAUAACUCCCGUAAUCAAUGAGAAGAAAAAAUUGUUCAAUGAUUUGUUGACUGCCAAAGGAAACGUUAAAGUGCAUUGUCGCAUAAGGCCACUUUUUGAAGAUGAAGGCCCUUCAAUAAUUGAGCUUCCAGAUGAAUAUACAGUCCGGGUAAACACUUGUGAUGAUUCACUUGCCAAUCCCAAGAAGGAUUAUGAAUUUGAUCGAGUAUAUGGCCCUCAUGUUGGACAAGGGGAAUUCUUUUGUGAUGUUCAACCAUUUGUGCAGUCAGCUUUGGAUGGAUAUAAUGUAUCUAUAUUUGCAUACGGCCAAAGUGGCUCUGGGAAGACAUACACAAUGGAAGGAUCUAGUCAUGAACGUGGUUUAUACCUACGCAGCUUUGAGGAGCUUUUUGAUCUUUCUAAUUCAGAUACUGCUUCAACAUUUCAGUAUACUUUCUAUGUGACUGCCUUUGAGCUUCAUAAUGAACAGGUUCAAGAUUUGCUUGCAAACUCUUUAAGCACUUCAUCAAGCAUUCAGUUGAGCAGCCAGGAUUCAUCCUUGGAACUAGUGCAGGAGAAAGUAGACAACCCUUUGGAAUUUACUAAAGUACUUCAAGUUGCACUGCAGAAUCGAGGGGCACAUUUAUCAAAAGCCAUCAUCUCGCAUUUGAUUGUUACAAUUCAUAUUCAGUAUUCCAAUUGGGUCACCAGAGAGACUCUUUACAGCAAGUUCUCGCUUGUUGAUUUACCUGGAAGUGAUUGCUUUAUGGUGAAAGAUGCUACAGGAGAUCAUAUAACAAACUUUUUACAUGUUUCAAAGUCACUUUCUGCGUUGGGUGAUGUUUUAAAUUCAUUGACUACAAAGAAAGAGUCUAUACCAUUUGAAAAUUCGAGGAUGACCCAAAUUCUUGCUGACUCCCUGGGUGGUAGCUCAAAGACCUUGCUGAUUGCACAUGUCUGCUCAAAUGCUUCAAAUCUUUCUAAAACAUUGUCUACGCUAAACUUUUCUGCUAGAGCAAGAAAUGCAGAAUUGAACCUUGGUAAUCGUGAUACGAUUAAGAAAUGGAAAGAUGUGGCAAAUGAUUCACGAAAGGAACUUUAUGAGAAAGAAAAAGAAGUUCUUGAUCUUAGGAAUGAAGUCACAGAGCUUAAGCUUGCUCUUAAAGAUGCUAAUGAUCAAUGCAUUCAGUUGUUCAAUGAAGUUCAAAAAGCUCAGAAAGCUUCUUUGACAGUUCAAGCAGAUUUAAAGGCAGAAAAUUUAACACUGAUAGAAAAACACAAGGUUGAAGAAGAACAGAAUGUUCAGCUUCGGAAUCAGGUUGCUCGCUUGUUGCAAUCCGAACAAGAACAGAAAACCCAGAUCCAUGAACGCGAUCAAGUCAUUCAGAAACUGCAGGCCAAACUAAAGGGUAUCGAAUCUCAACUCAAUGAAGCCCUCCAAUCAAGUGAUGCUCAUACAACUAGCAGAUCUGAGAUAAGCCCCACUGGAGUUCUUUCUACUCCUAAGGGAACAGAGGAUACUGCUGAGUCUUUGCAGGUCACAAAGAAACUUGAAGAGGAACUGUCAAAGAGGGAUGCUCUUAUUGAGAAAUUGCAUCAAGAGAAUGAGAAGCUAUUUGAUAGGCUCACAGAAAAAUCAUCAGUUGCUUCUUCACCUCAGAUUCUGUCGAGCCCUGCUACUGGAAGAACUGUGGACAUGCAGGGAAAAGAUUUGAACAGGGGUGAUAACAACAGACUGCCUUCCCUCAAUGCCCUAUCACUGCCUGGUUCACAGGAUAAGAAUGAAAAUACAGGAGCUCUUGUAAAAUCAAGUAAUGAGAAAAUUAAGACAACACCUGCUGGAGAAUAUCUUACUGUUGCACUCGGUGAUUUUGAUCCUGACCAGUUCGAGAGUUUUGCUGCAAUAUCUGAUGGUGCUAAUAAACUUUUGAUGCUGGUUUUGGCUGCAGUCAUCAAAGCAGGUGCUGCUAGGGAACACGAAAUACUUGCUGAGAUCAGAGAUGCUGUUUUCUCCUUUAUUCGCAAAAUGGAACCUAAGAGGGUUAUGGAUACUAUGCUAGUUUCACGUGUCAGAAUAUUAUACAUAAGAUCUCUGCUUGCUAGAUCACCUGAGCUGCAGUCUAUCAAGGUUUCUUCGGUAGAACGAUUCCUUGAAAAAGCUAAUGCUGGCCAUAAUAGCUCCAGCCGUGGUAACAGUCCUAGUAGGUCUCUGGUUCACUAUGAUUCUGGUUCGAGAACUGUUUUCCCUGAAGAAGUCCAUGGUUUUAAGGUUAACAUAAAGCAAGAAAGGAAGUCCAAGUUGUCAUCCAUAGUCUUGAAGCUUCGAGGGAUUGAUCAGGAGACAUGGAGACAGCAUGUCACUGGAGGAAAGCUUCGGGAAAUAACUGAGGAGGCUAAAGCUUUUGCAAUUGGAAAUAAGUCACUUGCUGCUCUCUUUGUUCAUACACCAGCUGGCGAGUUGCAGCGGCAAAUUCGGUCAUGGCUUGCAGAGAAUUAUGAUUUCCUCUCUGUUGCGGGUAUUGAUUCUGUCAGUGGAAGUUCAACUGGCCAACUAGAACUUUUGUCGACUGCUAUUAUGGAUGGAUGGAUGGCCGGUCUUGGUACUGCACAGCCUCCAAGUACUGAUGCUCUAGGCCAACUUUUGUCUGAAUACACCAAACAAGUUUAUUCAUCACAAUUGCAACACUUAAAGGAUAUAGCAGGUACUCUGGCAACAGAGGAAGCUGAGGAUCAUGCCCACGUCAGUAAGCUGCGAUCAGCUCUGGAAUCUGUUGAUCAUAAGAGGAAAAAGAUUUUGCAACAAAUGAGAAAUGAUUCAGCAUUAUUAACAAAAGAACAAGGGGGUUCACCUAUCCGAAAUCCUUCUACAGCUGCUGAAGAUGCGAGAUUGGCAUCUCUCAUUUCGUUGGAUACCAUUUUAAAAGAAGUCAAGGAAAUUAUGAGACAAACCUCAACAAGUUUUCUUAAUAAAUCGAAGAGGAAAGUGAUGCUUGCAACUCUGGAUGAACUUUUGGAGAGGAUGCCAUCACUCCUUGACAUUGAUCAUCCAUGUGCUAAGAAGCAAAUUUUAGAUGUUCGUAAACUUGUCGAGAAGAUCCCUGAAAGAGAUGAUUCCCUAGAUGAUGAAACACGAGCAUUACAACCACUAGCAGAUUCGAUUUCUAGUGCAGAGGUUGUAUCACAGUGGAAUGUGUUACAAUUCAACACCGGUUCUACGGCCCCCUUCAUUGUGAAAUGUGGUGCAAAUUCUAGCUCUGAGUUAGUCAUCAAAGCAGAUGCGCGUGUGGAUGAGCCCAAGGGCGGUGAGAUCAUCAGAGUUGUUCCAAGGCCUUCUGUUCUUGCUGAUAUUAGUUUUGAGGAGAUCAAAAAGGUGUUUGAUCAAUUGCCUGAAGCAAUUAGUUUGCUAGCCCUCGCACGAACCGCCGAUGGUACAAGAGCCAGGUAUUCCAGAUUGUACAGGACCUUGGCCGGUAAAGUUCCAUCACUGAAAGAUCUAGUCGCAGAGCUUGAUAAAGGUGGAAUGUUAAAAGAUGUCAAAACAUGAAUGCAACAAGAGCAUAAUCUUACACGCUAUUUUUCAUCUUGUUAGUGCAAGCGGCAGCUUCAUUCACGGUACAGAUGGUUCUUUUGGUUUUUACAACGUGUAUGAUUGAAGAAUGUAUCGUGAAGCAACUUAUCGCUACAAUUAAUCAUUGAUGAAACAAAAGGUGUUUUCUGCCAAUCAUCGUAGUCUUAUUGUACGUCUGCCACUCUGUGUUUGAGAAAAAUGAGAACGGAAAAAUGUAAGUACACUUGUAUUGAUCAGAAUGUAGAUGUGAUUUUAAUCUUAUUUGUCGUUAAA